AUGGAUUGGUCAAUGGACAUUGACGCAGUAUCUGCCUCUCAACCAAGUCGAAGGCAAAAGAAGCGGCCGGCAGCAGAUGCAAUUCCAAUCAUGGAGGCCCAACGUCGAUCCACUAGGGCCAACCGAGGUCAAGGUGGACAGAAUCUCCAACGAGAACAUAUUGAAGAAGCUCUCCUUGUGCCGAAGCGUCGUCGAGUGAGCUGUCAUACAUUUCCCGAAGGCCUAGACGACACAGAGAGGAUUGCUGAAAAUCCAAUGGCUCCACCACCAGCAAAGCGAAAGCACCGCCAGAAAAAAUCUAUUCUGGGACCUGUUACAGGCCAGGAGAUUCCAAACCCUCUAGUUACCCAUACUGUACCAGCACCAGUUCCCAUUCGGAUCCCUGCUGAUGACAGAGCGCUUGGCCCUCCGCCCGGGUUUGGAUUUCCUCCCGAAUUUCCUGCCUUGCGAAGCGCCCUCCCUUCGAGCUCAGUUCAUAUGUCACAGAUUGAUCCCUAUUUGAUAGGUCUUCAAGCAAUGCCUCAUCAUCGUCAACUCGCCACAUCUAGAGGACCUUCCCCUUCUACAACACUUCAGCCUCAACCUCAACCUCAACCUCAACCUCAACCUCAACCAGCCUAUUCAAGUAAUGGCAAAGAGGCACAGAGCCACGUUGACUCACUUCCUUCGACCUACGCUGCAAGAACUCCGGCAUAUAAUGCCGGUGCAUUUGUUCCUGCACCGUGCUCCAUACCUGUUCCAAUUCAGAGGCCGCCAAAUCUACCGGUGCAACCUGUGAACUCUAGGCAUACAGACGAAGACAGUGAAGCCUCGGAUGAUAGUAUCGAAGAGUUUAAUGAGGAUGACAAGGAUGACGAGGACGAGAUUGAGGGUGAGGACGAAAUUGAGGGUAAGGAUGAAAUUGAGGAUGAGGACGAGAUUGAGGAUGAGGAUACCGAAGAUCACCUUCAAGAUAUUGAGGAGAACCAGCAGGAAAUGGAGGGUUCAGAGUCUGAGGAUGAUGGUCGGAAAACGAACACUAAUAAUAACCAGCAGACGUGUGGAUCGCAACGCAGCCUCCAGCACUCUCAUCAAGCUUCAUAUACUGAUGCUGUGGUCACAGAACGUGGCGGUGGGGUUUUGCGUGAGAUAAUUACAUCCCAACUGGCACCUCAAACACGACAGCUGCAGCCCACCGAUAUACUUCACGAGCAUCAGCGCCGGAAUGGCACACCAAGAGUGCCAGAUGUCAAUCAACUUACCCAAGUCGCUACAAGGAUGUCGACACCAUCGGUAAUGCCUGUCGCAGGCAGAAUUUCUCAUUCAUCACUUCAAAUCAACACGCGCCAGCGCAAUCACCCACGCAAAAAAUCGGCCAUAGAUAUUGACCCUAGAGACUUGAAGAAACUCGGAUCCCUUCCAUCGCACUGGCGCUACGUAAUUGUUCAGGCUCGCCUAAGGCACCGUAAAUGGCUGGCAUCCAUCGACCCAUUCCCUGAAUACGAGACUUCUCUAAGGCAUUCGACGGCAUCUAUAUAUGAAGCGGUCGCAGAGUAUACCCAGAACUUCAGGGUACAGCUAUUGCCACCAGGUCAGCUGCUGGAUCACGAUAUGAUUAAAGGAGUUCAUGAGGAUGGGUCAACAUUCCGAGGUGAGCUCAAGCGUAUUGCACGCUUGAUUGUACAGACAUCCUACAAUCUCCUCUCUGCCUCCGACCUUGCUGAGAACUUGGACGCUGCCGGAUAUCAAGCUCGCAUUCGUGCGUGGGUUGUUGAGUUACUUACUGAUGGGAAGUUCAUGCAUGGCCCUUGCGACACAAAUGGCAUGAUCCUAAACCUCGGGCAUCCAGCAAUUAUGUUGUUGUGCCACACAUUCUUCUACUUCGACAAGAAAUCUUUGGGUAUCCUGUUUCCAGAAACAUACAAAGAUGUUGUUCCGGAUAGGACAAUGGCUCUACUAAUCUGUGUCAUCAAGAACUGUCUGGAGGAAUGGGAGGGCGGCAUACACAAGACUAUCGACUUCUCGAAAGAAGCAUAUGAAAAAGACUUCGGUGCAAUCGUAGGACUCAUUCAAACUUUGAAGGCCCACCUGACAUUCGGACCCACAUACCAGUGCAUGUGUCAGCGAUGGGCAACAAAGGGACUCGGCUCAACGGAAGUCUGGCCAAACCGACUAUGGACUCAAGCUAGACUUUGGCAUCCCUGGGCCACCGCUACCAUAUCAAUGAUUAAUUCUUUCUUCUCUAUGACAUCAUCCUUCCGCCCUGCCUAA
Molecule: messenger RNA, 2250 nt
Organism: Heterobasidion irregulare TC 32-1
Lineage: Eukaryota; Fungi; Basidiomycota; Agaricomycetes; Russulales; Bondarzewiaceae
Exons: 13
Coding region: 1-2250 (749 amino acids)
Source: RefSeq, a predicted model, not a curated record